AUGGCAGAGAAUCCCGAUGUCCCUAACGAUAAAAAGGCCUUUGUGCCUCUAGAAAACAACCCCGAAGUGAUGUCACAUCUUGUCCACCAACUCGGUCUCUCAACAACGUUUGGUUUCACAGACGUCUACUCCAUCGACGAGCCCGAUCUCCUCGCUUUCGUCCCUCGCCCCGCUCACGCUUUGCUUCUCGUAUUCCCCGUCUCCAAGACAUACGAAGCUUCGCGUAUUGCUGAAGACACGCCCUUACCGGAGUACGACGGCACGGGACCCGAUGAGCCUGUGCUGUGGUUCAAACAAACCAUCCGCAACGCAUGCGGUCUCAUCGGUUUGUUGCAUGCAGUCGGCAACGGCGAAGUUCGAAACAACGUCCUCCCCGGCUCCGACCUCGAAAACUUACUGCGUGAAGCCGAACCCUUGAAGCCCCUCGAACGCGCGGACUUGUUAUAUUAUAGCAAAGCCCUUGAAGCUGCGCAUGCCGAUGCCGCGAAGUUAGGUGAUACCACCGCGCCAGAUGCCGAAGAUCAGGUUGAUCUGCAUUUCGUUGCCUUUGUCAAGGGCAAAGAUGGGAAAUUAUGGGAGCUGGACGGACGUCGAAAAGGACCUUUGCAAAGGGGAUAUCUAGGACCGGAUGAGGACGUACUUAGUGAAACUGCCCUAGAUCUUGGACCGAGACGGUUCCUGAAGAAGGAAUCGGAAGGUGGACAGGGAGAUUUGAGGUUUAGUUUGGUUAGUUUGGGGCCGGUCUUUGAUUGA
This is a messenger RNA of Talaromyces marneffei, 753 nucleotides long. RefSeq lists its product as uncharacterized. Gene Ontology annotation, molecular function: cysteine-type deubiquitinase activity. Gene Ontology annotation, biological process: ubiquitin-dependent protein catabolic process; protein deubiquitination. The transcript has 2 exons. The record is from RefSeq and is a predicted model, not a curated record. Gene Ontology annotation, cellular component: cytoplasm. NCBI's taxonomy places the organism in Eukaryota, Fungi, Ascomycota, Eurotiomycetes, Eurotiales, Trichocomaceae. The coding region runs from base 1 to 753 and encodes 250 amino acids.